CAAAUUGGAAACGACUCAUGACAACCUCGCAGGUACUCCAAUCACGAAUCUUGUUUUUGGGUGUCACACAUGUUGAAAAAAGAUCAACGACCAAAUCCACAGUUUACCUUACCCACUGUGAGUGAGGUCAACUGACUCUUCUCUCUUCUCUAGCUAGAGCGACGCUGUCACCGUCUUUGUUGCUGCCCAUGCGCAGGCUUCCUUAGCGGAGAAGAGUGUUCCAGAAAAAGACCAACAACAGAAGUGCAACGGAUCUAUAGGUGUAUAGAGAGAUACGAACACCGCCGGUUUUUUCUUACAUUAGUGUCCCUUCCAGAGUACAGGACCCGCCACGGUAGCACUGAGCAAGCAUGGGGAUCGCGGAUCGUACCGGCGCUGGAAAAGUCAGUCGUGACAACGACGCAGGUACAACAACUUGGUUAAUGUGGGCCGGUAUGGCGGCGGUUUCGUUCGCUAGUGGACUUGCGUACGCGACUUAUUUGCUGCGUCUGCGGGAUCGAGAGAGAUUGCGACAGGCCUGUAGCCGCAUACAAAAGCACUUGGUUCCGGGGCAGCGCGUUUCGCUCGGGCCUCUUCACAUGCGAAAGCCACAGAAAAAGCAGACGGUAGUCGUUGUCGGUGCCGGCAGUUACGGAACCGCCAUGGCGUAUGCGGCAGCAGUCAACGGACACAAAGUUCUGCUCUACAUGCGUGACGCUGAACAGUGCAAAAGCAUCAACGAAAAGGGCUACAAUCCCAAGUAUCUGUCACAGUAUCCACUCAACCCUAGUGGCCACGACAAUCCCGCUAUUAGGGGAAUCUGCACCACCGACGAACUAGCACAGGCCAUGAAGGUUACCAAUGUUGUUGUAAUUUUAGCACUCCCUUGUCAGUUGACACCCGUCUGGGUGGAACAGCACAACACCAUUAUUCCCGAAAAUACUUUGCUCUGCAGUACUGCCAAGGGAUUGUAUCUACCAACCAAGCAACUAAUUGGUCACGCUAUUUUGGACUCCUUAAAUCGUGCAUCUCAGCCCAUCUGCUUUCUUUCCGGACCUUCGUUCGCCGAGGAAAUUAUGCGAGGAUAUCCUACAGCAGUGGUAGUCGCCUCGGAUCAGCUUUAUUUGGCGGUACAAGUACAAAAACUCCUCAGCAACGCAUCGUCCUUCCGUGUCUACACGUCGCAAGAUCCCAUCGGGGUCCAACUCGGUGGCGCCCUCAAGAACCCACUGGCGGUGGGAGCGGGAAUGAUUGCUGGAAUGGGUUUCGGGAGUAAUACGCUAUCGGCAUGUGUCACUCGUGCCAGUCGAGAACUCUGCGAUCUAUGCGUUGCAAUGGGGGGUCGGCCGGAAACCGUUGACGGGUUGUCUGGCAUCGGGGAUCUCAUGCUCACCUGUUUUUCUUCACAAUCGCGAAAUCAGCGGUGUGGACAGCGUCUAAUGAAAGGGGAGGGAGUCAAAGAUAUCGAGAAAGAUUUCACCGUGGAAGGAGUGGCCACGGCGGAUGUUGCCGUAGCUUACGCGGACAUGUGUGGUCUGGCUUGUCCGAUUUUUCGGACCGUUCAUGCUCUCAUACACAAACUGAUUUCUCCGGAAGAGGCGAUUCGGGAUUUGAUGGGUCGACCACUCAAUUUGGAAGCCUCUCGGGCUAAUUUAGAGGCCAAGUAGUCGCCAGCUGCUUGUAUGUACAGACAGGUUACCUACUUCGUUCGACGGAUCCUUGCGAAAUUUGUCAUAGUCGAAGUUUGCGUUCUUCAGAUUAGAGUGACCUAUAUAAAGUACUUUUAAAUUGCAAAUUUACAUGAUACUUAAAAA
Messenger RNA from Phaeodactylum tricornutum CCAP 1055/1, 1793 nucleotides. RefSeq lists its product with no specific name. Lineage: Eukaryota; Bacillariophyta; Bacillariophyceae; Surirellales; Neidiaceae. Bases 351 to 1646 code for a protein of 431 amino acids. Gene Ontology annotation, molecular function: NAD binding; glycerol-3-phosphate dehydrogenase [NAD(P)+] activity. Gene Ontology annotation, cellular component: cytosol; glycerol-3-phosphate dehydrogenase (FAD) complex. The record is from RefSeq and is a predicted model, not a curated record. Gene Ontology annotation, biological process: carbohydrate metabolic process; glycerol-3-phosphate catabolic process. The transcript is spliced from 2 exons.